CCACAGCCGUCUAGCAGAGUGCCUGGCUGGAAGCAGAAACCCACGAGCCAGUGGAGGGGGAAGAGGUGUGUGGACAGAGUGCCGCGUGCUGUACCCGCGUCGCGUCCCGUCGAAGUCAUGGGCGGCACACGCCGGGGGACCCUCGCAUCCCUGGCGCUGCUCGGCCUGUUUGUGCCGGUGCUGUUUGGAUGCCCAGAUGCCUGCCGAUGCUCCUUCACCAGCCUGAACUGCCUGGACCCCGACCGGCUGACCGGUGCUCCUGUGCUGGCACCGCAGGACAGCGAGAACAUCACCGACAUCUACAUUGAAAACCAAGCUGACCUGAGGAACAUCACAGAAUUAGAUUUUGCCAACUAUCGGGAACUGAAGAACUUAACAAUCACUUUCUGUGGGCUGGUUCACAUCUCCACAAAGGCCUUCCAGUACAACCUCAAGCUGCAGUAUGUCAACUUGGCUUCCAACUCUCUGCAGUUCAUCAGCUGGAAGGUGUUCCAUUCCCUUCCCCUGCUGAACCUGAUUUUGAAAGACAACAUGCUCUCCUGCUCGUGUGACCUUUACUGGCUUCAGCAGUGGCAGCGUUCCGGCCUUGCGGACGUCCUGCACCAGACGCUGCACUGUUAUUUCAAUGGAAGCAGCCUGCCGUUGGAGAACAUGGUGAUGGAAAACUGCAAAAUGCCUGAGGUCACCGUUACUGCUUCUCAGCAGACCGUUCGGGAAGGAGGAAACUUAACCUUCCUUUGCCAGGUGAAAGGUGACCCCACACCGUUGGCAAGAUGGCAGACAGAAGGUCUGCAGUCCUAUUACACCUUGGAGGAGAGAAUCUGGGGACCCACACAGGAACUGGUUAUCAGUCUGUUUAAUGUCUCCUCCAUGGACAAUCUCUACAACCUGACCUGUGAGGCUGAGAACCGAGCAGGUCCAGGGGAGGAUGUGGUGAUGCUGGACAUUCAGUUCCCUGUCAAGAUCCUAUGGCUGAGGGAUGCAGAGGCUCAGCAUCACUGGUGCUUCCCCUUCGCAGUGGACGGUAACCCCGCGCCUACUAUCCACUGGCUCUACAACGGCUCCGAGCUGACCGAGUCCGAGUUCAUGUACACCCAGCUCAUCGUGGAGAGGGAUGACGGAUCUGUGCAGCACGGCUGCCUCUUCCUCAAUAAACCCACCCACCUUAACAAUGGCCACUACACCCUCAUCGUGAACAACGGGCUUGGCAGCGACCAGGCGACCGCCACAGGCAUAUUCAUGGACAGCCCCUUUGGACCCCUCGAUCUUGACGGCAUCGUCCCCAUGCAAAGGGAUAUCAAAACUCCUCGCAGCAAAGUCAAUGAUGCCGUCACUGAGAAUCUGGAGAACAGAGUUUUUGGUGUGUCAGUAGCAGUGGGCCUGGCUGUAUUUGCAUGUACCUUCCUGCUGAUCAUGGUCCUGGUCAUCAAUAAGUGUGGGCAGCACUCCAAGUUCGGCAUCCACAGGGCAUCUGUCCUAGGCACUGAGGAGGACCUUGCAGUCUCACUUCGCUUCAUGAAUUUUGGGAGCAGCACCCCCACUGCAGACAAGGGCACCCUUGAGUCCGGACUGUCCAGCUUUGUGGAAAACCCCCAGUAUUUCUGCGGCAUUAUCAAGGAUAAGGACAUGUGCGUGCAGCACAUUAAGAGGCAGGACAUCGUGCUGAAGUGGGAGCUGGGAGAGGGCGCCUUCGGCAAGGUUUACCUGGCAGAAUGUGCCAAGCUGAGUCCCGACGGUGAUAGGAUGCUGGUUGCCAUUAAGACUCUGAAGGACGCCAACGAGUCGACGCGGCAGGACUUCCAGCGCGAGGCCGAGCUGCUGACGGUGCUGCAGCACGAGCACAUCGUGCGUUUCUACGGCGUCUGCACCGACGGCGAGCCCCUGGCCAUGGUCUUCGAGUACAUGAGGCACGGAGACCUCAACCGCUUCCUGAGGGCCCAUGGACCAGAUGCCAGGAUGCUGGAGGAAGUGAAGAUACCCCCCCCUGGGCAGCUCACCCUGCCGCAGAUGCUGCAGAUCGCAGCUCAGAUCGCCUCAGGCAUGGUCUACCUGGCUUCUCUGCACUUCGUCCACCGGGACCUGGCUACACGAAACUGUCUCGUCGGGGAAGGUCUGGUGGUGAAGAUCGGGGAUUUCGGCAUGUCCCGGGACAUAUACAGCACUGAUUACUACAGGGUGGGCGGGCGAACCAUGCUACCCAUACGCUGGAUGCCCCCGGAGAGCAUCAUGUACAGGAAAUUCACCACGGAGAGCGACAUCUGGAGUUUCGGCGUGGUCCUCUGGGAGAUCUUCACCUACGGAAAGCAGCCCUGGUACCAGCUCUCCAACAGUGAGGCAAUAGAGUGCAUCACCCAGGGCCGGGAGCUGGAGAGACCUCGAACGUGUCCCAAAGAGGUGCACCUCCUCAUGCAGGCCUGCUGGCAGAGGGAGCCCCAGCAGAGAAUGCUCAUCAAGGACAUCCACAGCCGGCUGGUGGCUUUGGUCAAAAGCCCACCGGUCUAUCUGGAUAUCCUGGAGUAGAGGUGUGAGGAGGGCCUGGAAAGAGAGGGCUGGGGUCAGGUGAGGGGGGGGGGUGAGCUUGGUGCAAAAAUCAUGCGAGAAAAAUCGGACUGAUCUCCUCUCCAGCUCUGGCCGUCCCUAAUCCAGGAAAAACACUCGAGAACCAAGAGCGAUUCAACAGAACAAGUUCUGAAGAAGUAGAAAGCCUCACGUAUUCCCCUAAGUGGGUGAGGUCGGGCAAACUGUAUGGAUUUAUGUUAUUUUUAAGGUGGAACUCGGACUUUUGACAGUACCUAGAGGAAACAAUACAAUAUAUAGGGUGAAAAUGUGAAAUCAAACGUUUUUGGCAAAAAAAAUAUUUAUUCCAAUAGAUUCAUAUUUAAGAUCUUAGCCAUUUCUGCAAGCAUUAAAAAUGGAUUGGCCCUUCUAAAUCGAGUCCAAAAUGUUCAACAUUUUGAGAAGUUAUGUUAUAUAUCCAUAAUUAUUUAAUAUUCAGUAAAUAGUUAUUAGGAUGAUUAUUAUGGAAACAAGCCAGAAUUUUCCAUUUUUUUAAUCACCAGUCUACUUUAAUUCUACAAAAGUUAUUUCUUGUCAAAAUCUUCACCGCGUAUUCUUCAUCCUUCUGAUACUGAUAUUACCUAGUAACCGGCCACAAAGUGCACUUACCCACGUCAAACAUUUUUUAAUUAGAGUGUGACUCUACACUAUAACUCACAUACAGCAGGUUGCAUACAUGCGCGAGAGCUGUGCACGGAGUCUGAGAACAAGCAACCGAUGAAAGCGAGGAAAUCUGGGAACCCCUGACUCUGGUAUAUUUGGAGACGUUUACUAAAAUGUACAUAAUCUUCCCUUUUUUUAAUAGAUAACCCUUGAAUGGAAUGUUUUACAAUCUUGUUAAAGAGUGCCAUAAAUGCAUGUUACUAAACCUACGAACUCAUAUCCACCUGUUGAGAAUGACAAAAGCUGAACUGUACAUAGUCCGCACCUGCAGUGCGACACAUGGUUCUGUAACUUUAGUAUUU
Brienomyrus brachyistius is the source of this 3521-nucleotide messenger RNA. It is a transcript of the gene ntrk1, whose product is annotated as neurotrophic tyrosine kinase, receptor, type 1. Gene Ontology annotation, biological process: cell surface receptor protein tyrosine kinase signaling pathway; regulation of phosphatidylinositol 3-kinase/protein kinase B signal transduction; multicellular organism development. The transcript is spliced from 17 exons. The record is from RefSeq and is a predicted model, not a curated record. Gene Ontology annotation, cellular component: axon; plasma membrane; signaling receptor complex. Gene Ontology annotation, molecular function: neurotrophin receptor activity; ATP binding; neurotrophin binding. Lineage: Eukaryota; Metazoa; Chordata; Actinopteri; Osteoglossiformes; Mormyridae. Bases 118 to 2520 code for a protein of 800 amino acids.